GUGGAGUACCGGAAGCGGCAGUUGCCAUGGAUCCCGCGGAGGACUGGCUUGUGGAAUCCUUGCGCUUGUACCAGGAUUUCCAUGCAUUUGACCUCUCAGGAGCCACUCGAGUCCUUGAAUGGAUUGGUGACAAAGGAGUCUUUGUUGCUGGCUAUGAGAGCCUGAAAAAAAAUGAGAUUCUUCAUCUCAUACUACCUCUCAGACUGUCUGUAAAGGAAAACCAGGGCUUAUUCCCAGAAAGAGAUUUCAAAGUGCGCCAUGGAGGAUUUUCAGACGGAUCUGUCUUUGAUCUAAAGUAUGUGCCAGAUACCAGGUUGCUGGUGACCAGUGGCCUUCCAGGUUGUUAUCUGCGGGUGUGGCAGUUUGCAGAAGACAGUGAUGUCAUUAAGCCUGUCAGCACCAUUGCUGUGCAUGAAAAAGAGGGGAACUUCUGGCCUAGGGUGGCUGUCUUCUCCUCAGUGGCUCCUGGAGUCCUCCAUGGGGCACGGCUUAGUGACCUGAAGAUUGUGGAUCUGGAAUCCCAGAAGGUCACGUACAGCUCAGGCAUCAGUGACAGUGAGGAGCUGAGUAGCCUACAGGUCCUGGAUGCAGACAUCUUUGCUUUUUGCUGCACCUCUGGUCAUCUGGGGAUUGUUGAUACCCGCCAGAAGUGGGCACCAUUGGAGAAUACCAGCCCCAACCUUGGGUCUGGAGAAGAGAGAUGGUGUGCAGAAGUUAGGGGCAUGGACCAAGGCCCAGGGUCCUGCAUUGCAAGCCUUGGCUCAGAGGGGCAGCUCCGUCUCCUUGACACCCGGGAUCUCUGCCAUCCUAUGAGUUCGGUCCAGUGCCCAGUGUCCACACCUAGCCCCAACCCAGAGCUACUGCGAGUGUCAUGGGCCCCAGGCCUGGACAACUGCUUGGCCAUUUCAGGUUUUGAUGGGACAGUUCAGGUCUAUGAUGUCACAUCUUGGGAUGGAAUGGGGAUCCAGGUGGAACCUCUCUUCACUCACAGAGGUCACAUCUUCCUCAAUGAAAACAAGAUGGACACUGCUCCACAGGUCACCACCCAUACCUGGCACCCCUGCAAACCCAGGACUUUGUUAUCAGCAGCAAGCGAUGCCUCCCUGCAUGUGUGGGACUGGGUGGACCUUCGUGCUUCCUGCUGACACCAACAUCUUCCUGCCUGGCCUUUAGGAAGAAAGAGAGGGAGCUGCUGAAGUGGCAGGGGCACUGAUUCAGUUCUUGAGUGCUUCAGAUCCCUGGUACCAGCUGUAUGACCUUGGCAAGUCAGACUGUCUCUGGCCCCCAGUUUUCUUUUCUGUGAAAUGAGGAUAGAAAUAACUACCUUGCUGGGCCUGGGGGUGCACACCUGUAAUCCUAGCUGCCUGGGAGCUGAGGCAGUAGGAAACAAGUUCAAAGCCAGCCUUAGCAACUUAGUGAAGCCCUAAGCAACUUGAUGAGAUACUGUCUCAAAGUAAAAAAUAAAAAGGGUUGGAGAUGUGGUUCAGUGGUUAAGCUCCUCUAGGUUCAAUCCCUGGUGCCAAAGAAGAAAAAGAAGGAACUACCUUGCAGCAUUGUUGGGAAGAUUAGAAGUAAUAUAAAGAAUAGUUUUUGUAGGACACAUGGCACAGUAAAUUAGCUGGUAGCCACUGUUAGAUCUGAGGACUCCACUUUCCCUAGUGUGAAGCAGCAGGGUUUUGUCCCUGUCUUCUUCACAGUAUCAGAGUAAGAAUCAGAAGAGCUUGUGCUAUCAACCCCAGUAACAAGACAAGAUUGUGCCAUUUCUUGCCUAUCAAAUUGCCAGAUGUUAAACCCUUACUGCUUUGAGCAGCUGAUGGAGGUCUUGUGAUACUCUGUGAAGGAUGCAGAGGAGAGGCAGGGUCUUCCCUGCUGUGUUGUACUUUGUGCAUUUGAGUCAGAGGGUAUACAUCCAGUCCCCUAUUAAAGGACAGUUACAUUUUCCUCAUCUUUUGCUAUUGUCUGAUGAACAGCUUUUGUUCCCAUGAACAAUAUGUCUGUAGGAUACAUUAAAAUAAAAUUGCUGAGGUAGAAGAUAUAUGCAACUUUAGGUUUUAUAAACACUGCCAAGGUGCUCUUCUUACAGAUUGUAUCAUUUUCUACUCCCAAGAACAGGGUUGCCUCUCUCCCUCCUCCUUGCUAACAAAGCCUACUUAGUGGCUUUUCACCUUUGCCAAUCUGAUGAGUGAAAAGUCAUUACUCAUAGCUGUAGUUUGCAUAGUUAUCUCCUAAGUGAGAGGUUGGAACUCUUCAUAAACUUAAAAGUUUGGGGGCAGCGGGGCAUGGUGGUGCAUGCCUGUAAUCCCAGUGACUUGAAAGGCUGAGGCAGUAGGAUCACGAGUUCAAAGCCAGACUUAACAACUUAGCAAGACCCUGUCUCUAAAUAAAAAAUGUGGCUCAGUGGUUAAGACUACUGGGUUUAAUCCCUGGUACUAAAAAUAAAUAAAUAAAUAAGUUUUCAAGCAAAUAUUUCUAAAGCCAGAGUAGGAAAAUAGGUGUUGGUGCUCAGCACCAACCACAACACUAGGAAAUUCAAACAGAUCCUGAGCUGUCCUCCUCUUGGUCCUCCCUGGAACACAGCCUGCUCUAUAUGCCUGUCCCCCAGGGGAAUAGACCUGAGGGGCAUUUCCUUUUGGGGGCUCCACAAGCAUUUCCAUUUAGGGACCAUAGCAAAUAUUAAAGUUACAUGUAUCUCCCUGUUAUACAUGAUUUCUCACUUUAAUUUAUUAAAGGAUCUUUUUUUUUUUUUUUUUUUUUUU
Sciurus carolinensis (gray squirrel) is the source of this 2756-nucleotide messenger RNA. It is a transcript of the gene Wdr73, whose product is annotated as WD repeat domain 73. Gene Ontology annotation, molecular function: protein binding. Gene Ontology annotation, cellular component: spindle pole; cytosol. The transcript is spliced from 8 exons. Gene Ontology annotation, biological process: cytoplasmic microtubule organization. The coding region runs from base 27 to 1145 and encodes 372 amino acids. The record is from RefSeq and is a predicted model, not a curated record. Lineage: Eukaryota; Metazoa; Chordata; Mammalia; Rodentia; Sciuridae.